Molecule: messenger RNA, 1970 nt
Organism: Capsaspora owczarzaki ATCC 30864
Lineage: Eukaryota; Filasterea; Ministeriida; Capsasporidae
Exons: 10
Coding region: 11-1897 (628 amino acids)
Biological process (GO): regulation of transcription by RNA polymerase II
Cellular component (GO): SWI/SNF complex; nucleus
Source: RefSeq, a predicted model, not a curated record
CUUUCAAUCAAUGGAUUUGCUGCAAUUUUCAGACAGUGAUUUUGACGCUGCGUUGGCUGCUGCGGCACCACACGACGUGCAACAACCACAACAACAACAACAGCAGCAACAGCAGCAGCAGCAACAGCACGAUCAAGGACCGCAGCAGCAGCAGGCCCAAGAAUCUUCAGCCGCUGCUCCGAUCGCCGCUGCGUCCGCGGGCGAGACUCAGGCGGCGCCCAUGGACACUUCCGCAGACGACGCAGGGACGAUCAAGCCAGAGCAGCACGCUGCACGAGCGCCACAGCCACAGCAGCAGCAACAGCAGCAGCAGCAGCAGGCAGAGCGCUCGGCGGGAAACAGCGAUCUUGAAUUUGGCGCCAACAGCGCAUCCGCCGAGCAAGCCGGCCAGCAAGGCAGCAGCGCGACCGAGUCCGCAGCAGCACAGGCGCUGAACGCACCGCAUGUCGAGAGUGCAAGCCGACGAGCGAGCGAGACACCGAGCCGCGAUGAUGCGAUGGCUUUGGCAGCGGGCGCCAUUCCAGCGCCGACUUCAAGCACGACCGGCGACGCGAGCAGCAGCUCAAAUGGAGUCCCAGGGCUCUCUGGUGGAGGUGUUCUGGGCGCGGCCAUGUACCAAGCGAUUGGACUGCUGGCCGAGAAUCAUGUUCGCAACACUACAAAGCGAUCGUUGGAUGCCUCGUCCGGCUCUGCAACCUCCACCGCUGCAUCUGGCGACGACGACAUGCAUCUCAUCAAGCGAAUGCGUCGAGCAAGGCCGACGGAUCGUGAAUUGUCUGCACACGUUGAGCGACUCCUCCCAGAAGCAGCAGAGUACAAUGAGCUCGUUUCGAUUGAGCAGCGCCUUGAUGCAAUCUUGCAACGCAAGCAGCUCGACAUUUCCGACUCGUUGCGCAAAACCCAUCUGCGCGUUCCUCAAGUCCUUCGCGUUGUUGCGACAAACACAUUUACCGCCGCUGGCGUGGACGCAACUGGAGCGCCACAGCCGGCCACAUGGACUCUGCGAAUCAACGGGGGGUUUGUAGGCCAGAAUACCGUUGAAAACCGUCCCAAGUUCACUUCCUGUGUGAAGCGUCUCGUGGUCGAGUUGGACUCUAGCUUGGCAGCAGCUCAACGGAUAGUAGAGUGGGAGGCAUCCAAGGGCGAAGUUUCACAGGAAGGCUUUAGCAUAACACGACCUGGCCACCAGCCAUUCGACUGCACCAUUUACCUCGACUUUGAGCACAACCCUCAGCGCUACAAAUUAGCUUCGGGCUUGUCUCGGCUGUUGGGUGUUGCGGUCGCCACUCGCACGGAUGUGUUGUUUGGUCUUUGGCAGUAUGUUAAGGUACAUCAAUUGCAAGAUCGAGAAGACAAGCGGCUUGUGAACUGCGACCAGGGGCUGAAGGCGCUCUUCCAAAACGAUAAAAUUGCUCUGGCGGAUAUGGCAGUGCUCGCCAACCCGCUGCUUUUGCCGCUCGACCCUCUUGUUAUUCACUACAGCGUCAAGUUUGACGGCACAGGAGAGCAGCCAGUCGCGUGCUACGAUGUUGAUAUUGAAGUUAAGGACACCAUCAAGGAGACGAUGAAUCGCUUCUUGCUUGGCGAGAGCGCACGACCAACGCUGGCCCAGCUAGACGAGGAGACUUUGCAAACAGUGCAGCGCUUGGAAGCCAUUCAGCUCAAGCAUGGGUUUGUCUCGCACUUUGCUGAAACUCCGCGCGCGUUGCUGGACAAGUGGCUCGAGUCUCAAACGCGUGAUUUGAAGGUUAUGUCGUAUCUGCCCACCGACGUUGAGCAACAACGCCAUGCAGACUUCUUUUACAAGCCGUGGGUCCAGGAAGGCGUUCAUCGUUACAUUAGUGAGAAGCUCAACAAGCGUCGGUUUGAGGUUGCAGGCGAGAUUCCGCGAAAAUAAGAGGAGCGCUGCCAAAUCAUCGUCGUCCAAGUUGUGCCUUUUUGAAUUUGUCAAAUACAAGUUGAUCCGUUGC